Linum trigynum is the source of this 1209-nucleotide messenger RNA. The record is from the annotation of a GenBank genome assembly. Lineage: Eukaryota; Viridiplantae; Streptophyta; Magnoliopsida; Malpighiales; Linaceae.
CCUGAAGUCCUUACCGCACAUGCGCGAUCCCAAGAAAUACUGCGACUUCCAUAGAGCAACAGGGCAUUGGACAGAAGAUUGCAGAGAGCUGCGUUUCGAAAUAGAAGGCCUCAUACGACGAGGACUACUGACCGAGUUCACCCGCGAGAAAGAGGAACAGGUAGCGCGUCCCCAAGACGCGCCACCACCCCCGCAGGCCGACUACAACGAAGCCACGGGCGCAUAUGUAGUGCAGAAGGAGAUAGGGGUGGUGACGUUAGAGGGAGACUGCCCCAAAAAGAAAACCAAGCGCGAGCGCGCAGCGGAAUGCGAGGCAGUCGAGACGCGGCAGAAGUGCAACCUGAGCUUCGAUGACGAAGAAUUCCCACAAGGUGUCCCAUCGGAGGACCCACUCAUCAUCACUGUGCUGGUUGCCGCCUGUAAAAUCCACAGUCUACUGAUAGAUGGCGGAAGCGCAGCUGACAUCCUCUUCCAGAGCACAGUCGAUCAAAUGGAUAUCGACCCGCGCCUAAUCAAGCGCGCACAGGGUAACUUAGUGGGGUUCUCCGGAACAAGGGUUCCAGUAAUCGACGUGGUCACCCUUCCAGUAGUAGUCAGAGACCAGGAGCCGCGCGUCUCCAAGCAGGUUGAAUUCACAAUAGUCGACUGCAAGUCGGCGCACAACGGCAUCCUGGGCCGACCCUUCCUAGCCAAAUUCAUGGCUCUCCCAUCAACAUGCCACCAAAAGCUCAAGUUCCCCACCAAGACAGGGAUCGGGGAGGCGCGAGGCACGCAAUGGAAAGAGCGCGAAGAAGCGCGCCAAACCAACAUUGUGGACACGAGAGCAGAGGAGCCGCGUCCGGAAUCUAUGGAUUCUGACUUCGAGGUCGCCAUCGACCCAGCUAAGCCGACUAAGAAAAUACGCAUCUCAACGCACGUCCACAGCGACGCGAUCGAACCUCUGAUAACGCUGCUGAAGUAGUACAAAGAGCUCUUUGCUUGGUGCACAGAAGACAUGCCGGGAGUUCCAAGAGAGAUAGCCCAGCAUUGCCUCGCAGUUUCAGUCAAUGCGCACCCAAGGCAACAGGCGCGAAGAGGCUUUACCGGCGACAAAUUGAAGGCCAUAGAGGAAGAGGUCGCGCAGUUAUUGGCAGCAGGAUUGAUACGCCCGGUGAAAUAUCCAAAGUGGUUAGCAAACGUAGUCCUGGUGAAGAAAUCCUCAGGAGCCUG